AUGUGCCAGCUGUACGAUUUCAGUAAUGUGAUUCUAGAGGCUGCAAGAGCUACACUCUCGUCAGAAGCGUCUUCGGAUGAACAGGAAUCGAGGGAAGAACGUGUAAAUGCUGAUCGUGCUAGUCUUUCGGCGGCCGAAACUAGUGAAUCUGAGCAGUUUGAAAAGCAGAUGUAUCAGUUGAACGAGCAUGUUAGUGCAGACCUGGUGCAGUCACCAGGCGCUCCUGUAACUGAGUGUGAAACUUCAGAUAAGCACGAUAGCAACGCGUCGCCACACAUUAAAGAACCGCUCAUUUCUGAUGAGACCCCUGCCGAUACACCAUCCUCGGUCGCUCCACAUACGGUAGAACCAGAGUGCACUGCAGAGUCAGAAAAGGCGACCGUCAUGGCCUUUCUGCCUUGCUUGGAAGUGAAAGAAUCUUCCAAACACAACUUGCUGGAUAGCGGCCAUCUCUGUCCACAGCUUCAGUUUUAUCCAAGAGUUCAAUGCUUUGUAGAAGUCAUGUCGAAGCCGCCGCAGAGGAAAAGAAAAUGGAAAGCUACCACUGUCGGAAAGCGAACCACGGUUGCUAUUUCAUCAGAGUCACUGAAAGAAAUUGUGUCUGAGAUCCCUGCUGUCGACAGUGAAAUAGCGCAGCUUUCAGCAGGUGCAGGCGUGCUGCUUGAUUAUGACGAAUCACCAACGAAUAAACGGAUGGACGAUAUGGAAGAAGAAAAUAUGCUCGAGUCGGUCGAAACCGUUCCUUAUGGCGAACAGAUUACAGUUGAAGUAUCAAAGCCUCGAGAAACUUUAGACGAGAAACCAGUCGAUUUUGAAUCAUCUCAGAGAUUGCCGUCGCCACCACGGUAUCCCGUGAGUAACAUCAUUCACGUGCGAUGCCUCACUCGUCCAUUCACUACCAGAUCUCUUCAUCAGCUACUGGCUCAGUUCGGAACGUUUUCAAAGGACGAUUUUUGGAUGGAUGGCAUUAAGUCGCAUUGUUUAGUCAAGUACGAGAAUGAGGAAGACGCGCUUCGGGCGAGAAACGCGCUACACAACUUACAAUGGCCGCCAUCGAAUCAGAAAGUUCUGAGGGUAGAUUUUGCUACUCAAGACGAUCUUGACAGGCAUCGCGGACUGGUUGAGAAGAAACCAGCCAAAAUGGUAAACUCUCAAAACGCAGUUCAGCUUCAUCGUGAGCCGCAGCCUCGCGUUCCUGUCGAAGUUGAUCGUCGAAGGAUAACUCCAAAUGAAUUGCCCGUCGAGACCGAGUCAGACCGUCGUUCUCCGGCGAGGAACAUAUGGCCUAGAAAUCGUGAAUGGGAUCGCGGAAAGUUGUCGAGAGAACAGCUGUCACGAACGGAGGAAGAAGUCCAACUUCCUGAACCACAAAAGAAACGCAUGAGAGAGGACGAGGCAGUGCCUCCUGUUCCUGCGAGGCUCCUGGAGGAACUGUUUCGGAAGACGAAGUGUACGCCGUGUGUUUACUGGUUGCCCCUAACUGAAGAACAGAGUCUGCUAAAGGUAUAA
Messenger RNA from Soboliphyme baturini, 1509 nucleotides. The record is from the annotation of a GenBank genome assembly. Lineage: Eukaryota; Metazoa; Nematoda; Enoplea; Dioctophymatida; Soboliphymatidae.